AUCGUGCGACUUGUAAAGACUAUUUCGAAGCUGCUCAUCCGUAGCUUCAAGAAUGGACCAAAAAACGAGCACGGACAGCCUUGAAAUGCGUCUUCAGACGCUGGAGAACCGAAUAUAUGGCGAAAGAAAGAACAAACUUGGAAAACCUGUCAAGUGUGCAGAGUCUUUAGCCAGGAUUCAAGCAGGUUUGACCAACACGGCCAACAAGAGAGAAAGAGUAAAAAUCCUCCACAAGAAGAUUGAAGACCUGAUGAAGUAUCUGGAUCCACAAUUCACUGAUCACAUCACUGUUCCUGACGCAAUGAAACUGGAGUUCAUUCUUGCCGAGGAAGAAUUCUUAGUCUCCCAGGCUGCUUUGUUGGAGCAGGUCAACAGUCUGCAGCCACUGUUGGACAGCACUUAUAUCAGAGAUGUACCUGAACAUGCAACCAAGCUGCAGCGACUGUCGCAGAAUCACAUAAAACAGCAGGACCAAACUGAGACUCAGUCACAGGAAGUGAAGAAGCUGUUUGAAGAAUACAACAAAACGAUGCUCCUGAUGUCCAAGCAGUUCACCCAGUGGGACGAGACCCUGACGAAGUUGGAGGAGGCCAAAGGAAUCCGACCUGUGGAGUAGCUGCUCUGAACAAACUAAGAUAUAAUUGUUGAGGAAAACCACUUCGCUAUGGUUGGAGUUCUUGAUCAGACAUGUUACAACAAACGUCCCGUGCUUCUUCAGUGAGUCAAAAGAGAAAUGAUCAUAAAGCAUCAACAGCAUUUCAGCAACAGUUUCUUUGUCUAGAUUUAAUUAUUUGUUCCAUAAGAUUCAGUUAAAGACACACGCUACCCUUUAGAGCUCCUCAAAGAGUGAGCACAAUUGUCUUUAUUGUAAUUACAUAUUUAUAGCGCUCUUAGCUGAUUGUUGGGGUUAUUUAAAGACCACAAUGUUUACUGCUUAUUAACCCAGUGUUUAAAGUGUAUG
This is a messenger RNA of Nematolebias whitei (Rio pearlfish), 961 nucleotides long. RefSeq names its product dynactin 3 (p22) (gene dctn3). The record is from RefSeq and is a predicted model, not a curated record. Gene Ontology annotation, cellular component: dynactin complex. NCBI's taxonomy places the organism in Eukaryota, Metazoa, Chordata, Actinopteri, Cyprinodontiformes, Rivulidae. The transcript is spliced from 7 exons. Bases 53 to 616 code for a protein of 187 amino acids. Gene Ontology annotation, biological process: cytoskeleton-dependent cytokinesis.